UGUCCCCCUGGGGUAAUUACCUGGCACUGAGUUAUUAUCCAAAGAUCUGCUGUAUCCUGUAUCCCUGCUGACCUCCUGAAGUAUCCCUUGCACUGUGCGAUUGCCUAUUUAUUUUCUGUUUUCUGUAUUCCACAGUCCAUCUGAGGUGACAGUAUCUGCUACAUUGUCCCAUGGCCCAGUGCUCUGUCAGUAUACUGUAGUGAACUGCAGACAACUCUCGCUAAUAGUGAUAUCCUUGGUCCUUUAUGAAUAAAAAACGGAUGAUACAUUUAGAUUACAAUUUGCAAAUGGAGGUUCCCACUCUGUUCCUCUUACUGUCCUUUGCUGAAAUCACUGCAGCUGCCUUCAAAAUCUGUGCCUUUAAUAUAAAAAGUUUUGGAGAAGCAAAAGCCUCAAACAAAAAAGUGAUGAGCAGUUUGGUAAAGAUCUUGUCACGUUGCGAUAUAUCUGUCAUCCAAGAAGUUCGAGACUCUAAAGGAGAAGCCAUCCCUGCCCUGGUAAAGGAACUUAACAGGUAUGAUAAUUCCCAUUUGUACAUGCACUUGGACAGUAAAAGGCUGGGGAAAAAUAGCUACAAGGAGCAGUAUGUCUUUAUCUAUAGGGCUGACGUGGUGGAAGUCAUUGACAGCUAUCAAUAUGUGGAGGAUCAUCCAGAUCACCCAGAAGUCUUUGCAAGAGAACCGUUUACUGUGCGCUUCCAUUCACCAAAGACAGCAAUCAAGGACUUUGUGCUAAUAUCUCACCACACAUGUCCAAGGGACGCAGCCAGGGAGAUCAACAAGCUUCUUCUGGUGAUGCUGGAAGUGAAGAGUCGCUGGAAGAUAGAGAAUGUAAUGCUUCUUGGGGACCUGAAUGCAUCCUGUGGUUACGUAACGGUAGACGAAUGGAAGGAGAUUCAGAGAAGGAGCGCUAACCGCUUCCACUGGCUUAUUGGAGACAAGGAUGACACAACAGUCAGCCAGAAAACACACUGCGCCUACGAUCGGAUCGUGGUGCAUGGAGAAGAAUUUUUUAAGGCGAUCGUUCCAGCCACUGCAAAACCAUAUAAUUUCAAGAAGAAACUUGGUUUGUCAGAAGAAGAGGCAUUAGAAGUGAGUGAUCAUUUUCCUGUUGAAGUUAAUCUCCGAACAGACCCCAGAAUGGACCGAGAACUCUGAAAAUGGAUAUUAUCGCAGUGCUGUCCAACUGUAUAAUGUGAAAAGAAUGUGCCAACAAGCUAUUAGGGACUAUAUUAGGGACUACAAGGGCAUCUAUUUAAUUCCAACAGCCCCUUGUUCCCAUAACCGAAAUCUGACUGAUGUAAAGCAGGGGUUCAUACCUUAUAUUCUGCAUUAAUUAGAUAUAUUGUGUCUAUAUUUAUAGUGGAACAGCACCUGUCAAAAGCAAUAAAGCAAGAUCUUUCUAUUACAACUCUCAAGUCUAAAGCACUUCUAACCAUUGGCCAAGGAAGCCAUAUUUAAAUUAUGGAACAAAUGACACUUUGCACUGGGACAUUGUGGGACUUCUGUUUCACAUGAGUGCGUGAUUGGACACUA
Molecule: messenger RNA, 1535 nt
Organism: Pelobates fuscus (common spadefoot toad)
Lineage: Eukaryota; Metazoa; Chordata; Amphibia; Anura; Pelobatidae
Product: deoxyribonuclease gamma-like
Exons: 8
Coding region: 246-1157 (303 amino acids)
Biological process (GO): DNA catabolic process
Cellular component (GO): nucleus
Molecular function (GO): DNA binding; deoxyribonuclease I activity
Source: RefSeq, a predicted model, not a curated record